Clupea harengus (Atlantic herring) is the source of this 7442-nucleotide messenger RNA. RefSeq names its product basonuclin zinc finger protein 2 (gene bnc2). Gene Ontology annotation, cellular component: nucleus. The record is from RefSeq and is a predicted model, not a curated record. Gene Ontology annotation, biological process: regulation of DNA-templated transcription. Lineage: Eukaryota; Metazoa; Chordata; Actinopteri; Clupeiformes; Clupeidae.
UACAUGGGUUGUGAAAUAUUGUCGUUUUUAUGUCUGCAGGGCACGGUUUUGUCACGUUGGUUCAUUGUCACACACAGACUCUUUACUACACCGUGACGGCUUAAGUCCAGACUCGUAGUCACUCAGGUUACAUACAGAAGGCGUAUAACAGCUUCAAGAGUACUGACAGAUCCUGAAUGCCCCGAACUAACAGGAGCCAUCAAAUUCUCGAGUCUUAUCGGCCGCAGCGCGCGUUUCAGCGCAUUGAGCUGACUUAGCAGAAGAUAUACCGGGGAGUGGGAGAAGGUCUUCUUCCCCGGACAGCCAAAGAUUUACCCGGUACCUCUGAAGUGGAGAGCCAAAUAACAACCCACCCCCUUCUGUCAGCGAUUUCCCUCUUCAUUUUCUGGUACUGGGUUUGGAAAAAGGGGACAGUGUCGUACAUUCAUAUCCCGACGGUGUUUCAGGGGACGUCUUGAUGUGUUUUACAGUGUUCAGUACCAACCCAUGCGAAUUCCGAAGAUGAAAGCGUGAGCUAAGACGUGACUACGUUUUUGUUUUUUAUGUCAUACGACUCGUAUGGUAGCCACAGCUCCGUAUAGUUUUUGUGGGGACACCUUUGACUUUUCAAUUACUUCGGCCAUCGGAACGCUUGGAGGAAGAAAGUCCCCCACUUGAGGGCGAGAUCAGACUUCGCUGGACGGCAAGUUCGGGAGCGUCAGGAUAAGGGUCUGCCACAUACAACAUGCACAAAUGUCCGGGGAGGCAGAGUUGGAUGUGAAAGGCGGCGUGGUGUCGAGAGAGCGAGAGCAAGAGCCAGAGAGGGCACGUCAGUCCACGGCCAGAGCCAGCAGCAGCAGCAGCGGCGGCGGCGCAGGCGAGAGCUCCAUGCAGUUCAGCACCAGACCGGCAAGUGUGGAGCCGGGCUUCAUGGGGACAUGGCAGCAGCAGAGCACUGACAGCAACCUCCUCUUCAGGAUGUCCCAGCAGGCCAUUCGCUGUACUCUGGUGAACUGCACGUGUGAGUGUUUCCAGCCCGGGAAGAUUCACCUGCGAACAUGUGACAACUGCAAACACGGCUGGGUUGCUCAUGCCCUAGACAAGCUGAGCACACAGCACCUGUACCACCCGACUCAGGUGGAGAUCGUGCAGUCAAACGUGGUGUUUGACAUCAGCAGCCUGAUGCUGUACGGGACGCAGGCGGUGCCAGUGCGGCUCAAGAUCCUCCUGGACCGGCUCUUCAGCGUGCUCAAGCAGGAGGAGGUGCUGCACAUCCUGCACGGCCUGGGAUGGACGCUGCGCGACUACGUCAGGGGAUACAUCCUACAGGAUGCUGCAGGCAAGGUGCUGGACCGCUGGUCCAUCAUGUCCCGGGAAGAGGAGAUUAUCACCCUCCAGCAAUUCCUGCGCUUUGGCGAGACCAAGUCCAUCGUGGAGCUGAUGGCCAUCCAGGAGAAGGAAGGACAGGCUGUCACCGUGCAGUCGUCCAAGACCGACUCGGGGAUCAGGACUUUCAUUGAGAGCAACAACCGCGGGCGCAGCCCAGGCCUGCUCACACAACUGGAGACCAGCAGCCCCUCCAGUAUCCACCAUUUUGAGAACAUCCCCAACAGCCUGGCCUUCCUGCUACCCUUCCAGUACAUCAACCCUGUCUCGGCACCCCUGCUGGGCCUGCCGCCCAACGGCCUGGCUCUGGAGCAGGCGGCCAACCUCAGGUUGCGUGAGGCCAGCCUGCCCAUCCAGGCUGAGCAGGUAGACACCAGCGAGUCGGAAGUGUCUCUCUCACCCUUCCGCAGUAGCCAGAGCCCCAACAGAGGCAACCUUGGGCAGAUGCCCAGCAACAUCGAGCCCAAGACCGAGCCCAACCAUGCCUCCCCCAUCUCCCCCACUCCUUCAACACAGCAGCAGCAGCCACAGACACAUCAGCAGCAGCAGCAACAGCAGCAGCAACAGGAGCAACAGCGGUCACACAUUCAGCAGUCACCACAGGGCAGCACCAUGAACAACCACCACCACUUUGUGAAGAACGACCAGUCCAAGAGCAUGACUCACUCGUCCUUCUCCUCUAAGAUGCAUCGCAUGCGGCGCAUGGGUUCCACAUCGCGCAAGGGCCGCGUCUGCUGCAACGCCUGCGGCAAGACCUUCUACGACAAGGGCACUCUGAAGAUCCACUACAAUGCCGUGCACCUGAAGAUCAAGCACCGCUGCACGAUCGAAGGCUGCAACAUGGUCUUCAGCUCCCUGCGCAGCCGCAACCGCCACAGCGCCAACCCCAACCCCCGCCUGCACAUGCCCAUGCUGAGGAACAACCGCGACAAGGACCUCAUCCGCUCCACGGGCAGCGCCACGCCGGUGAUCUCCAGCACCAAGAGCGGGGGAUUCUCCCUCACCAGCCCCGGCAGGCCACCGCUGGGCUUUGCCACCCCGCCGCCCCUGGACAUGCUCCAGUCACCCCUGCAGAGUCCGCUGGUCUACCCCUCGCUGAAGUCUGUGCAGCCGGUGCAGCCCGUGCCGCCCUUCUACCGCACGCUGCUCUCGCCGCACGACCUGGUCAGCCCUCCCGUCUCGCUGCCCACCAGCCCCAUCCUGCCCACACCCACCAACAGCACCUCUCUGAUGGACCAGCAGCAUCUGCUGUCCUCCAGCUCACACAAUAGUCACAUGUCCGAGGUCGGGAGCCACAUGUCUCACCGGCUGCCCACGCUGGGCACUCAAGAGUCGGCCACCUCAGCCCCCACCGCGGCCACCGACCCGGCGCCCAAAAAGAAGCCUCGCAAGUCCAGCAUGCCCGUGAAGAUCGAGAAGGAGGUGAUCGACGUAGCGGACGAUUACGAUGACAGGGACGAGGAUGAUGAUGACAGCUGCCACCACCACAAUCACCACCACCAACACCACCACCACUCUAGCUCACACCUCCACAACAACAUCAAUGGCAACUGCAACAACAACAACAACAGUGGCAGCGGGCACCACAGCGGGGAUAGUGGGCACCAGUCCCCCUCCCAGGAUGAGAUGAGCCCCAGUCUGGCGCUGAGGGGGAUGCUGCGGUCCGACCGGGACGAGUGCCGGCGUGGCACAGGCGGAGGGUCUGGUGGAGGAGGAGACGGAGGUGAGAUUCGUUGCAUGGACAGCUUCACCUCCGAAGAUCAGGACCACGAACGAGACUUUGAGAACGAGUCAGAGACCUCAGAGUCCAAGAUGUUCUACCGUGACGAAAUGAUGGACACCGAUGACCAUCAGGGUGGGCUGACAAGGGGAGAUCGCGAAGGUAGACUGCACAAGGAGCAGCACGAGGAGCAAGAUCACGGAGAGGACGAGGAGGGCCAUCUGAGGAAGGACCUGGAGGAGAAGAGUCGCUCUUCGCCCUCACCUCAUCAGCCUGUCAUCAAGAUCAAGGAGGAGCUCAGUGACCCCACCUACGACAUGUUCUGCAUGAGCCAGUACGGCCUAUACAACGGCAACAUGGCCGCCGCAGCUGCAGCCGCCGCCAGCAUGGCCGCCCUCCACGAGAGCUUCAUCUCCUCCAUGGGCUACGGCUCCAGCCCUCCCAAGUUCUCAUCACACUCGCCCGAGGGAGACCUGUGCAACAGCAACGACCCCAAGAUCUGCUACGUCUGCAAGAAGACCUUCAAGAGCUCCUAUAGCGUCAAACUGCACUACAAGAACGUGCACCUCAAAGAGAUGCACGUGUGCACUGUCUCUGGUUGCAACGCCGCCUUCCCUUCCCGACGGAGCAGAGACAGGCACAGCUCCAACAUCAACCUGCACCGAAAACUGCUGACCAAAGAGCUGGACGACAUCGUUCUGGACCCCCAGCUCAUGCCGAUGCCCAAAGACCUGCGCGCCGAGUUCCUGGCCAAGAUCUACGGGGCCGGGCACCACCACCACCACCUCAGCCUGGAGGCCCUGGGCGGCGCCGCUGGGGGCCUGCUGCAUCGCGGGCUGGGCCGUGACGACGACGCAGACUCCCCCGCCGGCACCGAGUACUCGAACAGCAACGGCGGCUACUACCACCGCCACCCCAGCGACGACUACAUGGUGCUGGACCUGAGCACCACCUCCAGCGUGCAGUCCAGCGGCAGCAUCCACUCCUCGCGCGAGUCCGACGAGGGCAGCGAUGAGGGCAUCCUGCUGGACGACCUGGAGGCGCACAGCGACGGCGAGGACUGCAACAUCAACACCGAGGCCCAGGGCCAGGCAGGCGCAGAGGAGGAAGGAGGCGAUGGAGAAGGAGGAGGAGAAAGAGGAGAAAGAGGAAGAGGAAGAGAAGAAGGAGGAAGAGUAGGAGGCGUGGGAAGGGGAGAGGUGGAGGGGCCCCUGUCCAGCGACCCCUCCUCCUCGCCCUCUCUCUUGGCCUCCAGCGGGGGCAGUAGUGGUGGUGGCGGCGCGGGCAUUCUGUGCACCAUCUGCCACAAAUUGUACAGCAACAAAGGGACUCUGCGGGUGCACUACAAGACUGUCCACCUGCGGGAGAUGCACAAGUGCAAAGUGCCUGGCUGCAACAUGAUGUUCUCCUCGGUGCGCAGCCGAAACAGGCACAGCCAGAACCCCAACCUCCACAAAAACGCACCCUUUGCCACCAUGAUUGACUAGCCUUACUCGUCCUCCUCUUUCUCUUUCCCCUUCAUGCCCCCUUCAUCCAUACACUCCCCCACCCGCCCCAUCCCACACACAAACACACACACACAGAAAAAAAAGUCCAGUCCUCAGUGACUCGGGUGCCCAUGUUGCCUGUCAAAAAAACAACAGCACUAUCACAUCAUGUUUUGAUUUUGAAUUCUUCAGUGGUUACCUAUGAACAUGAGCAGACAUUGAAGUUCUUCAGAGUUGUGCCCGCUGACAUUUCCUUCUUUGGAAGAACAGGAUGAGACAUUUGGGAGCAGAGUCCCUUUAAACCCAGGAUGGCUCCAGUUCCUUCAUCCCCCUGACAGAAUCCCUAUCCCUUGUCUUAACUUAGUCCAUCUCCAAAGAAUCUAUUCAAACUCUUAUUUGUGACUGUUGCCUGCAGAAAUGAUAAUAAUGGGAAAAAUUUAAAUCUUCUUGUUGUAUUGGUGUAAUGAUAGCUUUUAAAAAAAGAACCCCCUUACAAGAGCAUGAACAGCUUCAUUUGUAAAUAAUGUCCUUAAAGACUUUUGGUGUAAAACAAUUGUAUUGAUGGUUGUUGGCUUUUUUUUGUUUUUAUGUUACAGUACAAUACUUCCAGCUCUAAGGUAGGCAAGAAAGAGGUAGCAUCUUAAUAGCUUGAUUCAUUUAUGUUAGCUUAAAAAAAAACAUUUUAACUGAGAACAAAAAAAUCAUGUGACUUGUUUUAUCUACUUGUUAGAUAUGCGGAGGCGGCCGGCAUGCUUUUGGUCUCCUACUCAAAUAUUUUCUUCCUUAUUUCUCAUUUUGUUAAGUUUAUAGCUUUAGUGUACAAUUUUUGUUUUGCACUUUGCAAUUAUACAUGGGGGAUGUGUAAUAUUCUUAGAAGGAAAACACUUUGCAAUGCUGGGUCUUUUCAGAUGACAUUGCUGCAUUUGUCAUGGCUAUAGUGCCAAGGGGAAAAAUGCUGUAUGUAUCUUUAGCAUAAAUGUGCUGGCUUUGCACACACAGGUUCAGCUACAGACCUUAUUUCACACAUGAAAACCCAUAUGUGAAUGGAGUAACCCCAGUCUCCAGCCCAUAAAAUGUAUUGAGUGUUUCGUAAACUUAAAAGUGUUUUCCCCGGUAGGACUAUGUGACUGAACAUUAACUGCCAGAUUCAGACUCUGAAGACAAGUAUUACAGAAUCUGAUUCUGUUUAAAGGAAAAAGGGGCAAAGCGAUGUCUGGCUGUAAAGGCCUGUACCAAGAAUUAGCUCAGCAGAAAUGUAGGAGUCUUUCUACUGCAUGUGGUGUUUGUUACCUGCAAAAGGUUAUCGUAUGAAAGUUAGUGAAUGUCCCGUAAUUAGUUUUGUCUCCUCAAAUUUUAUUUCAUGAACAAAGAAAUGUCAUUUCAAAGUAUUCUGUGAAUGCAACAAAAGAGUAGUUUUAACUGUGACCAAAACCAGAAGCAGUGUUGAGUUAUUUUUUUUUUCCAGUCAGUGUACACAGAUACUGACGUCCUGCUAAUAGGUAUGCUGCACUUGAGUCUUAAGCUUAUUCUGGGUUUUCCUAUCAGUCCUAAUUGCAAUAUUUCUGCAAAAUGUUGACAUUGCCAAGCCUGUGUGUUUGUAUGCUAGUGUGUGAGAAUGUGCAUAAUGUAUUCUGUGGCCAAGGCAGUACAUCACCAACCAUUAGUAAAUAAGGUACACGUUUUACCCUACUAGCUUAAGCAGAGGGAGAAUUAUUUAUUUACAGGCCAAUAAGUCCUGUUGUGCUAUCCAGCACGGGUUUAGUCCUCUAAAAUGAUUCGUCUCUCUCUCUAUUUUUCUUAUAAGAGCAUACUGGUAGAUAAUAAUACUGUUUGUUUGUGUAGGACUGAGAAACGAAAUAUUGAGAAAACAUAUGAAAUUUAACCUCGGUUCAUCUGUCUGGAUACUGGCCAACAUCCUUCAUCUUUUCAAGUACUUCCUCGGCGCAGCCACACACUUCAAGAAGAAGUAUACAAGAAAUCACCUCCAGAUCCUCUGCUUCUCUCUCUCUCUCUCUCUCUCUCUCUCUGCCGUCACCCCUUUCUUCUAGUCCACUGUGACAGCAGCGGUUCUCCUCUGUUUUUCUGAGCGAGAGAGAACUGAUGAAGAGUGAGGAAAAGAGAAAGAGGAGGAGGAGGAGGAGGCGAGUGAGGGCGUCUGCUGUGCCAUGAGGGGGAGGGGGGGGGGGGGGGGGGGAGGAUGACAGCGAGCAUCAUUAAAAAUGUGCUGCUACACAGUACCUGGAGGCAUCCGUUCAAUUCCGCUGCUGAUCUGUCUAAUAACUCACUUGUCACUUCAUUACAUUCAAAGAUGUGAAUGUUGCUGACAAGACUGUGACAUGGAGCGAUCCAACCCACCCCUCCCUCCCUCCCUCCCUCCCUUCCUCCUCUCUUCCUCUUCCUUUGACUUUUUGCUGCCAUGCCUAGAAGCCUUCUCUCUCCCUCCCUCCCACUCUGUCUCUCUCUCCUGACACACUCAAACACACACACACCAACAUACACAGAUAUACAUACUCGCAUCCACAUACAUACACACACACACACACACACAAACACUCCCCUACCAUCCUUGUCCAAGCCCCUGCCCACAGCAUGGGUCCUGAAGGGACAUGGACUAAUAGUUCACUGGGCGGCCAUCUCCCCCGUAUAAGAGGAGGUGUAAUUGCCUGUUUAUCCCAUGCGAAGGGAAAAUGGAGUGGAGAGAGGCAGGCCUUCUCCCUGGGGUUGCACCCCGCCGCACACUGUCUCAUUCACCGGGAGGGCCAGGAAAAAAAACGAGUGCCACUCUAGAGGCUGCUGACAGCUGUCUCUCACACACACACCCCCUCCCCACACACACACACACACGCACGCACACACACACAUACACACAC